Messenger RNA from Serendipita indica DSM 11827, 1416 nucleotides. NCBI's taxonomy places the organism in Eukaryota, Fungi, Basidiomycota, Agaricomycetes, Sebacinales, Serendipitaceae. The record is from the annotation of a GenBank genome assembly.
AUGCGCUUUCACACCUGGAGAAAGCUGUGGCUAAAUCUUGCGAUUGCCGAAAAGGAGCUCGGACUGCCCAUUUCCGACCUCGCGAUCCAACAAAUGAAAGAAAACCUCCAUCUCGACGCCGACCAGUUCAAGGCAGCUGCUGAAGAGGAGAAGAAACGGAGACACGAUGUCAUGGCGCACGUACAUGUCUUUGGAACUGUCGCUCCUGCGGCUGCUGGUAUCAUCCAUCUUGGAGCAACGUCGUGUUUCGUUACAGAUAAUGCGGAUCUCAUCUUCUUGCGAGAAGGUCUCACCCUCUUGCUGGACAAGCUCGCGAUCCUCAUCUCGCGUCUCUCGUCCUUUGCCGAGGAAUACGCCUCCAUGCCCACAUUGGGAUUCACGCAUUUCCAACCGGCACAACUUACCACCGUAGGCAAACGGGCAACGCUCUGGAUCCAGGAACUUCUCUGGGACCUGCGUAACCUCACCAGAGCCAGAGAUGAUUUAGGAUUCCGUGGUGUCAAAGGAACGACAGGAACACAAGCGUCCUUCCUCACGCUCUUCAAGGGCGACCAUUCCAAGGUGCUCGCCCUAGACAAGCGCGUGACAGAGCUUUCCGGCUUCUCCUACGCGUACCCUGUCACGUCGCAGACAUACUCGCGAAAGAUUGACAUUGACGUUCUUCAUGCUCUCGGUAGCUUGGGAGCCAGCGCGCACAAAAUGGCAACGGACAUUCGGCUGUUGGCAAAUUUAAAGGAGAUGGAGGAGCCGUUUGAAAAGGGCCAGAUUGGAAGUAGCGCAAUGGCGUAUAAGCGCAAUCCAAUGAGAUGCGAGCGCGUUUGCAGUCUUGCGAGACAUCUCAUGGUUCUUCCGCAGAACGCGCUCAUGACGGCGAGCGUGCAGUGGUUUGAGAGAACGCUCGACGAUAGUGCAAACCGCCGUGUUUCCAUUCCAGAGGCCUUUUUGACCGCAGAUAUCGUCCUUUCAACACUACAAAACAUCUCGGAGGGAUUAGUCGUCUAUCCAAAGGUCAUUGCACGGAGAAUCGAGGAAGAGUUACCGUUCAUGGCCACUGAGAAUAUUAUCAUGGCCAUUGUCACGCACAACAGCAAGUCUACGGGUGCGAAUGAGCAAUCAGGUGACGUAACGGCUGCGGGAGAUCGACAAGAGGCCCACGAGCACAUUCGUGUCCUCUCACACCAAGCUGCCAAGGUGGUCAAGGAAGAAGGCAAGCCUAACGACCUCAUUGAGAGGAUAAAAAAGGACGAGUACUUCCAACCUAUCUGGGAUCAACUCGACGCGUUGAUGGACCCGUCGACCUUUAUCGGUCGCGCGCCCGAGCAGACGCACGAAUUCAUCAAAGAGUGGGUUGAGCCUGCGCUCAAACCCUAUGAAAAUGCCCUCAAGUCCGCCAAAGUGGUCGAGUUGAACGUGUAG